CAGACAAACUUAACCCCUCUUCCCGACGCGACGAUUUUUCUAACAACUUCAUAAACUUAUCGCCGAUGACCCCAGCCGAUUUUAUCAUCUCGUCGUGACGCGCUUCCAUCGAUCCUAUCGAAUCCCAUCGGUAUCGAUACAAUUCUCGACGACUUAAAAGUACGGCAUCCUCCGAAUCCGAAAAAAAAACACUACCACCAAAUAUCAUAGCCAGUCCUGGCCGAACGCCUCGCUAGCUCGGCGCGGCAGCAGCCACCACUAACGCGCCCAUGUGGUGGUUCUUUCGCAUCGUCUCCAGUUCCAUCUUCUUGCUGAUCAUCGUCCUGUCUAUACCCGUCUCCUUCGAUGUAGGCGGACGCGAUAGUGGGCUGGCUUACAGCCUUUCCCUAUUCCUCUUCUACCUUUUCUACAGCUCCGUUAAGCUAGCUACCCCCGAGAACUCGCGUGUAAGAUGGGCAUUUACCAAGCUUCUUCAAACCUCCCAAUGGGUUGUGAUUCCUACGCUUCUAAUAUGGUCUCUUCACAACUUUGCCGUUGAUGCCAACAGCACCGACUGGGUAUCGAGAACAAUCGGCGGCCUCGGGACUCACAAACACAGUACCUGGACUGACUGGUUUUUCGGCAAUGGUGGUCUGGUAGAAUCAGUCACCCUCGGUGGUUGGGAUAAGACUCUACGUUACUCUAGUCCUGUUUUCCAACUUGCUGAAGGAUUCUGCACACUGUUGGUCAUCCAGGCUGCUGGUUGGAUCUCACGGGAGCUCGUGAACAGAGGAAGAAGCGACACCUGGGUCCUCAUUCUCCUAAUCUUGUCGGCUUCCAUCAUUGCCAGCUCCGUCUACUUCUUGUGGCGGGUCGCAUUGUUCCCCUCUAUCAACAAUGUUGAUGCGAUACUUAUCGGCGUGACCGUCACUUCUGCAAUUUUCCUAGGGGCUAUAGGAAUUAGUACUGGUCGUGGAAAUCCUGUCGAGUCGUCUCUACUAUUCGCCUACGUCGUUCUAUGCGUCUACCAGAUAUUCACAGACUAUGUCCAAUCACCGGAGGCCCAAGCCGCCGCUGCGGAGCAAGCUGCCAACCAACCGGAAUUCCCACCCCUCCCGCCUAUCAUCAUGGCAAGCUACUCAACUCUUCUCCACCUAUUCAACUUCCUACCUUCAGCCGUAUACUCGUCAUUAAGUUUUCUCUAUGCGGCAUUUCAGACUAUCGCGCCUUCCGUGAUGAUCUCUCUAGUUUACCGACUGAUCGUGUUCUAUUGCGCAACUCGUAUCAUUCCAGCAGUGCGAGAGUCAGGUAUCGCAGCUCUUAUCAAUGAGCCUUCUUUCGAUGACUCGGACGACGCAAACCGCCUAUUAGGUUUUCUCUCUUGGUUCUCACCUUCAAUACUCAUCGCCGUCUACACAAGCCUCUUGUUGCAGCACUUUUCUGCCAGCGACGGUGACGAAGGUUGGACACUCCGGCACGGUGAUGCAGGAGGCAACACUUGGCGUUGGGUUAAUGUUGCCGCUACGAUGAUUCUGUAUGCCAACGAGUUACGUAUAGGCAACGAGCAUCUGAAGACGGACUGAAUGAGAUCAAUCAUUAGUCUUAGCAGGGUAAAGAUGAUGGUGUUUUUUACGUUGCCUGUGGUAUAACACAGACCUGGAACGACAGGCGACGAAGGCUUCCUUAGGAGGGAGGUCGUAUGUAUUUCGACGUUUGUCGACGAUUGUCGUGAUUGAUUGUUGGCAGCAGCAU
This is a messenger RNA of Annulohypoxylon truncatum, 1731 nucleotides long. RefSeq names its product ICE2-domain-containing protein. The record is from RefSeq and is a predicted model, not a curated record. Gene Ontology annotation, cellular component: cortical endoplasmic reticulum; perinuclear endoplasmic reticulum; endoplasmic reticulum membrane. The transcript has 2 exons. Gene Ontology annotation, biological process: endoplasmic reticulum inheritance; septin ring assembly. The coding region runs from base 270 to 1562 and encodes 430 amino acids. NCBI's taxonomy places the organism in Eukaryota, Fungi, Ascomycota, Sordariomycetes, Xylariales, Hypoxylaceae.